GGGUUUGCUGGGAAGAAGUCCAGAAAGGAGUCGAAGAAAAAACCAAAGAGAGAGAGAGAGAGAGAAAAUUGACCAAAAGUUUUGCGAGGCAAAGGUGAAUAGAGACUGAAUCAAUCAAAUCACAAGAGGGAAAAUAAUAAGAAAACCUCAACAAAUAUUUGAUUUGUUCAGUCAACAAACUACAACGAGAAUAAUGGUGGAUGGUAACGAAGGCCGAGUCCCUUCUUUCGUAAACUCGGCAGGGAGUUGGGAUUCGUGAAUUGAAUCUGGAAAGUUUGUGCUUUAUUUUUUGAGUUUAGAGUGGCUUUUGGCAUCUGGGUUUUCGAUUUUAAGCAGAAAGUUUGAGUUUUUGUGGGGUGUUUUUGUUUUUCCUAACAAUGGCAGAAAGCUAAAUGGGAUUUUGUUUGUUGGGUGAUUGAGCUUGGGAAAAUAAGGGCGUGGUGUGAUCUGUCGUGUGGGUUUUUAGUUUUCGGAUGAAAAGGGGGGGUACUUGGCCCCCUUUAUUGCAUUGUUUUCAGAAAUAUAGGCAGUUAAUAAGCUUCUGGGUAGCCUAAGAUUAUAAUUAUUUACGAAAGCUGUGUGACUUGGUUGCCCCGGGAGUGUUUUUGCAAAAAGCUUUUGGAACUUUAGAUACCGGUGCUGUGCUUUGAGAGGGUGGAGUUUUGUUUUUUGUAUGAAUUAUGUUGAGACAGAUACUAAAUAAGCUUCCCCGGAAGUCUUCUAAGAAGGCUGAAAAUCGUGAUGGAGCCCAUACAUUGUAUUCGAAUCCUCCCACCAGUUCAAGAAGCAAUGAUUCAGGGACCAGUAAGUCUGGGAAUUUGACAACAUCUUUCCCAUCCGGAAAUGUUGUUGUUGAUGUGGUGAAAAGUUACAGCAACAAGAAUGCGAGGGGUGCAAAUAUGAAGCCGAAUGGCUUCGCAUUCUCUUCUUCGUAUGAAGCAUUGCCUGGAUUUAGAGACGUUCCAAACGCUGAGAAGCAGAGCUUAUUCAUUAAAAAGCUGAGUUUGUGCUGUGUUGCAUUUGACUUCACGGACCCAACAAAGCACCUGAAAGAAAAGGAGAUCAAGCAGCAGACACUGUUAGAGCUGGUGGAUUAUGUGACUAAACCAAACAGUAAAUUUUCAGAAGAUCUUAUGCAAGAACUCAUAAAAAUGGUGUCUGCAAAUUUGUUUAGGGCGUUCACCCCACAGCCACGUGAGAAUAAAGUUGCAGAAGGCUUUGAUUUGGAAGAGGAGGAGCCUUCAAUGGAUCCUUCGUGGCCUCAUUUGCAAGUAGUGUAUGAGUUAUUGUUAAGGUUUGUCGCAUCACCUGAGACAGAUGCAAAAUUAGCUAAAAGAUAUGUUGAUCACUCGUUCAUACUUAAGUUGCUGGAUCUUUUUGACUCUGAAGAUCCUAGAGAAAGAGAGUAUUUGAAAACAACACUGCACCGAGUUUAUGGAAAAUUUAUGGUGCAUCGCCCAUUCAUUAGGAAGGCUAUUAACAACAUCUUUUAUCGUUUCAUCUUUGAGACCGAGAAGCAUAAUGGGAUUUCUGAACUCCUAGAAAUUUUGGGCAGUAUUAUAAAUGGGUUUGCUCUACCACUGAAAGAAGAACAUAAAUUGUUCCUCGUUCGGGCUCUAAUUCCCCUGCAUAAGCCAAAAUGCUUAGCUAUGUACCAUCAGCAGUUAUCUUACUGCAUUAUGCAAUUUGUAGAGAAAGAUUGCAAGCUUGCUGAUACUGUCGUAAGGGGUUUACUGAAGUACUGGCCUAUCACUAAUAGUUCGAAGGAAGUAUUGUUCCUAAGUGAGUUGGAAGAAGUGUUGGAAGCAACUCAGCCAUCUGAGUUCCAGCGGUGCAUGGUUCCCCUAUUUCGCCAGAUUGCUCAUUGUUUGAACAGUUCUCACUUUCAGGUGGCAGAGAGAGCUUUAUUUUUGUGGAACAACGAUCACAUUGAGAACUUAAUCAGACAGAAUCGUAAAGUUAUACUGCCCAUUAUCUUACCUGCAUUGGAGAAAAAUGCUAGAAACCAUUGGAACCAGGCUGUUCAUAGCUUGACCCUAAAUGUCCGAAAAAUUUUCAAUGAGCUUGAUCCCGAGCUGUUCAAGGAAUGCUUACUCCAGUUCCAGGAAGACGAGUCAAAGGAUGGCGAGGUUACGGCACGACGUGAAGCCACAUGGAAACGCUUGGAAGAAGUUGCUGCAAAGAAAUCUGCGAGCAACGAAGCUGUGCUUGUUUUUGGCAAAGCACCUCCGCGCACUACUUCACUUUAGCCGAAGCAGGACACUUGUUGACAGUACAAUGACAUCAAAUUUCUAUCAAUCGAAAACGGGAUUCGUAGUAUUGUACCGUGGUUCAGGUGGUGAAAUGCUCGUAUUUGCUAACUGCUCACUGGUACUGAAUAUUGCAGGAUCAUUGUGUAUGUUGUAGUUGUAGCUAGGAAAUGGUUCUGGCAGAUGACCAGAGUCCCAAGAAAACAUUCUGCCUCAUUGAUUGUUUUAUUAAGUUAAUUUUCUA
Pyrus x bretschneideri (Chinese white pear) is the source of this 2493-nucleotide messenger RNA. Its product is annotated as serine/threonine protein phosphatase 2A 57 kDa regulatory subunit B' theta isoform. The transcript has 3 exons. Gene Ontology annotation, biological process: signal transduction. NCBI's taxonomy places the organism in Eukaryota, Viridiplantae, Streptophyta, Magnoliopsida, Rosales, Rosaceae. The record is from RefSeq and is a predicted model, not a curated record. Bases 681 to 2249 code for a protein of 522 amino acids. Gene Ontology annotation, molecular function: protein phosphatase regulator activity. Gene Ontology annotation, cellular component: protein phosphatase type 2A complex.